Anisakis simplex (herring worm) is the source of this 906-nucleotide messenger RNA. The record is from the annotation of a GenBank genome assembly. NCBI's taxonomy places the organism in Eukaryota, Metazoa, Nematoda, Chromadorea, Rhabditida, Anisakidae.
ACAGUUGCAUUUGAGCACGUUUUUUGUGUAAGUGUGCGUGGCAAAGACAGAAUACAGUUGACAUGUGCUCCACCUUUAAUUGAGACACAACUAAUCAACCACCUAUCGCAUUUAAUACAAGAAAUUGACAGCGUCGAAAACGGCAUCGAUAUAAAAUUACGUGGCACAGCCUGGGUGCCCACUAAUUUCGAACAGGCGGCAAGUGCGAAAAGGAUAUUUUUGACAUUAUUCCGACACUUCAACUCUGCUGGUUAUCACUUUCUGUGCUCUGGUUCGUUACGUGGUCAAACAAAAAGUGAUGUUUUCUUCUUUCGUAAGCAUUUGAAAUGCUGCAGUGAUUCGAACUAUUUCCUCAUAUCAUACGAACGUAAAGAUCGACUACGAGUGUUUGAAGCUCCUCCUGAAACAUUAUCGUGCAUUGAUGCUGUUGUCAAGAAUCACUGGUCGAGAGGAAUCCAGGAAACAAAAACUACAUACGUAAACAAUUUUUUGAUCAUCGACAAUGUUGCAAAACCACCAGCAAACUAUAAAAACUUUCUGCGGACAAAUGUUGGCCAUGAAGUUCGGAUUAUUCAGCUAGGGUGUGCUGAAUUCAAACUUGCUGGGAAUCCAUUUUAUACGGAUGGCGAUGAGUUACUGGAAACUCAAAGGAUGUCAAUGGAACUUGUUAAGAAGAUGUCCGACAUCGGAUGGAAAUUAAUUACUAGUGUAACAUUAUCACAAAGAAUCAGUGAUAAGUGUUGCCUCAUAUUCGAAUCUUCAACGCCUAGGAAAAUGAAUAUUUUCGCGAUAAGUCCAGCCAAAAGUGAUCUGCUAAGGUUAUUAAAUGCACCGUUCGAGAUACGUGCAACAGUAAAGAAAAUCAUCGAAGAGUUUUGGUUACGAGGGAUACAGGAAACUGGUUAG